Molecule: messenger RNA, 1644 nt
Organism: Guyanagaster necrorhizus
Lineage: Eukaryota; Fungi; Basidiomycota; Agaricomycetes; Agaricales; Physalacriaceae
Product: cytochrome P450
Exons: 14
Coding region: 1-1644 (547 amino acids)
Molecular function (GO): iron ion binding; monooxygenase activity; heme binding
Source: RefSeq, a predicted model, not a curated record
AUGUUCAUAUCCGUCCUCGCACUUGUCACUUUUUCUCUAGCUUGUGCCGUCUAUAGGCGAUGGAGAAGAAUCUCAAUAUCUGAUGUCCCCGGACCAGAAUGCAGGUCGUUUUUAUACGGAAACUUACCUGAAUUCCUUGGAGGUCAAGCUGGCGAGACCGACUUCAAAUGGCGGGAUAGAUACGGAGAUGUAUUCAGGAUUCGGGCGCCGUUAGGCGAGGACCGCCUCUUCAUUGCUGACCCGAAAGCUAUUCAGUACAUCUAUCAUACAGCAAGUUACAGGUUCCCCAAACCUGAAGGAAGGCGGCAAAUUUCUCGCCUACUGUUCGGACCUGGCCUAUCUAACGUAGAUGGCGAUGUCCAUAGACGCCAGCGCAGAGUCAUGCUUCCCGGUUUUGGCGGUCCGGAAUCGAGAGCUUUUGUUCCGAUAUUUUCUCAGUGUGCCGAGAAGAUGUGCCGCAAAUGGGAGGAGGAAAUAGAACUGAGCACCGACCAAUCCGUCGUUUUGGACGUCACUUCCUGGAUAUCUAGGGCCACUUUGGACGCUAUUGGUUACGCCGCUUUUGAUUAUUCUUUUGGCGCCCUGGAUGACUCCGGUAACCAACUAACAAAGGCGUACUCCAAUUUAUUUUUUUACAUCUUUGGUAUACCAACAAAGGCCGCGAUUCUUGCCCUCUCGAUCAUGGAUCAUCUACCUCCUGCCGUCGUCGCUUUUCUGAUGUGGAAUUUUCCUGGACGUCUAUCCCACGCGAUGUUGUCCAACAAGCUCUCGACUGCCAUUGCGAAAGACCUCGUCAAGGAAAAAUCUGAGGCCCAACUCGAAGGAAAAGGCCGUAGAGAUGUCAUGAGCUUGUUGGUCAAAGCGAAUGCCUCUGAAAAUGCGGAAACCAGAUUGCCAGAGCGUGAACUACUGGCUCAGAUGAAUACAAUCAUUCUUGCAGGGCACGAGACGACAUCUAAUACGCUCUGUUUUGGUCUUUUGGAAUUUUGCAAGCAUCUAGAGAUACAGAAAAAGCUUCGUCGAGAAAUUCACUCCGCCGAGCAGGCCAUUCGCGAUAAUGGUCGUACCGAGUUCACAGCCUCAGAUCUGGAUUCGAUGCCGUAUCUUUCUGCUGUUGUCAAGGAAACACUCCGCUAUCAUGCUGUGGUGUACAAUGUUUUCAGGGUUUCCAGCCAGGACAAUGUUCUUCCCUUAAGCAAGCCGAUUACCACGAUAUCGGGCAAAGUUCUUCACGAGUUACCGAUACCGAAAGGCCUGCAGAUCGUUUCUUCUGUUGCAGCAUACAAUAGGAACAAAGAAAUCUUUGGUGACGACGCUGAUGUAUUCAAUCCCGAGAGGUGGUUGCGUGAGUACGUUCCCAAAACGACCGCGUCAUUGGGUGUAUACGGGAGCCUGCAAAUAUUGAAUAUUCAAUACAGGUUCACAUUCACUGGUGGCGCAAGGUCUUGCAUCGGUUGGAGAUUCGCUGUCCUGGAAAUGCACAUGUUCUUGAUCCAACUCGUUGGAUCCUUUGAGUUCUCGCUGGCUGAGGAUACGGAUAUCCGUCGAGAGGCUACAUUUGUUAUGACUCCUACAACGGAAGGCGAGAUUGAGAAAGGAUCUUUGUUGCGUUUGCAGAUCAAGGUCGCGCAGAGGGAGGAUUGA